Mytilus trossulus (common blue mussel) is the source of this 1349-nucleotide messenger RNA. Its product is annotated as dual specificity protein phosphatase 3-like. Lineage: Eukaryota; Metazoa; Mollusca; Bivalvia; Mytilida; Mytilidae. Gene Ontology annotation, biological process: protein dephosphorylation; negative regulation of MAPK cascade. Bases 136 to 747 code for a protein of 203 amino acids. Gene Ontology annotation, molecular function: MAP kinase phosphatase activity; protein tyrosine/serine/threonine phosphatase activity. Gene Ontology annotation, cellular component: cytoplasm. The transcript has 4 exons. The record is from RefSeq and is a predicted model, not a curated record.
UUGAAAACUAAACUACGGAACAAUAUCGGACCAACUAUCAACUGAGCUGUGUUUUCGAUUUUUGCCUUUUUUGGCACAAUUCUAUUGAUCACUAGAUAUUUCUAUAGUCUGUUUGCAAAAGGUUGAUGUACCUUGAUGACCUAUAAAAUAGUGAAUCUACAAAACUGGGCAAAGCAGUAUGUGUUGGAUCCAAACUCACAAAACAGGGGCAGUAAGUGUGCUGUACCUACUGCCGGAGGGAAUGAGAAUAAUUACAAUGAAAUAUAUCCAGGAUUAUUCCUCGGAGACAGGAAAAUAGCCAUGGACAAAAACAGCUUAAAAGAACUUGGAAUCACACAUGUAAUUAAUUGCGCUCAGGGUCAAAGAUCAAUAUUUGUUAAUACAGAUGCCAAGUAUUACAAAGACAUGGGAAUCAAAUUUUAUGGUAUUAAAGCAUCAGACACAGAGUCAUUUGAUAUAUCAAAGUUUUUCAGGCCUACUGCAAAUAUUAUACAUCAAGCACUGGAAAAGGGAGGUAAAGUAUUAGUUCACUGUGUGUCAGGUGUCAGUAGGUCUUCUACUAUAGUUAUUGCCUUUUUAAUGUUGAAACGAAGAAUGACAUUCCGUGAAGCCAUCAAGUCGGUCAGAGAAAAGCGGUGUAUCUGUCCGAAUGACGGCUUCAUGACUCAACUAUGUGUCUUACAUCAUGAACUGUUUGGAGUCCAAGAACUUCCUAACAGAAGAAGUCAUAAAUGUAUUAUAUUGUGAAUAUUAUAGAUGUGUGAAAAACUGUGUGUAGUAUUUGAACAUUGUAAUUGAGUGUUUAUGUAUACUAUAUAUUAAUCCAUAUAUUGAUAAGGGGUUAAUGAGGUUACCAUUAGGGGUAAUUGAUGAGGCCUUUUCCAAAUGAUAAUAAAUCAGGAAUGUUUUCCAAAUUAUCUAUAAGAAUUUUCAGUUGGAAAGCAAGUACUUUUGUUAAAGUAUAAUUUGAUGAGAUUGUAUUACAAGACGGUGUAAGUUGCGGUCAUGUAUGGAUGGCUAUUUACCCUAUGACCCUAAAAAAAGGUGAUAAAAGUAAAUUUGAUAUAAAUCAUGUUAUAGAGAAAAAUGGUUUUUUUUUAAACUAUGGCAUUAAAUGACAUUGGGCUUUUUCCAAUAUAUUGAUUCAUAAUUAUUUUGAUAUAAAGCAUUCCAACAAUAUUGAAUUGUAUUAAUAAUUCCCACAAACACAUUCCCAAUAAGGACUCAUUAAUCCCUGCAUAGUUUAGAGUAGAUUUGAAUAUGACAAUGAUAUUAUUAUUCAAUUUGUAAUGAAAUGUUUGUAAGAUGAUUUUUAAGAAAAAAAAUCCCAUAAAUAAGCUAAACUUUAA